Aspergillus caelatus is the source of this 620-nucleotide messenger RNA. RefSeq lists its product as uncharacterized. The transcript has a single exon. The record is from RefSeq and is a predicted model, not a curated record. NCBI's taxonomy places the organism in Eukaryota, Fungi, Ascomycota, Eurotiomycetes, Eurotiales, Aspergillaceae. Bases 176 to 511 code for a protein of 111 amino acids.
AUAAUAUUCGCAUCCUGGCACGAGCAGUGCCUCCUUAAAUCCAUUCAAUGCCCCUUAGAAUUGUUGUUGAUCGGGUUUGCAUCGCACACUACGCCGUGGAAUGUUUUUUUUUUUUUUCUCUCCCUCUUACAUAAUAUAGAACGACGACGGCCCUGAAGAUCCUAAAGGAGAACAAAUGGAUCUACGAGAGCUGCAUAUGGAAAAGAAAAGUCAAAGUUUAUAUGUUACAUUCUCUGCCGGAUUGGUUUACUUUACACCCAUAUGUUUUAAUAACCCUCUACACAUAUCCUUCUCAUGGAAAGAGAUGAUGAAUGAUGCGUCACGCCCUUUGUUUUCUCUCCGCCAGCUUUUUUCUCUCCAUACCUUUUUCACUUUUUCGUUCUUUCCUUCUCCCUCCUCCCCGUCCAUCUUUCUUGAUCUACAUCCAGCUGUUCAGAGUACAAAUGGAUUUCUCAUGGUUAGGAACAUGAUUUUCCAUUUCUCUCCCCCAUCACCUCACCCAUUCUUGUGACAUUAUUUACGACUUGUAUAAUCUACUUGAAUACAGUGCCUUGUAUCAAACAGAGGGUUUGUUAAUAUAUAUAUAUUAUGACCAAAUCCACAGCUAACUCUAAAGCCUG